GGUAUAGAGCGCACUUCACGACGAGUGGUGGUAACGCUGCUUAUCUUCAAAACCAAGGAAACAAAGACAACGAAUGAUAUACAGAGUUCUUGUUUUACUUUCCAAUACAGCAUCCAGAUCCAUGUCCACGGAGCGAAGGAUACCAAACGUAGCACUCCGCGUGCAUAGUGAUAGUCAGUAUGUUGCGCAGGACGAGAACUAUGUUUUCUGCUGCUUAUACAGCAACUUAAGGUCAGAAUAUUACAGUCGUUUACCGCGGCGACGGAGGAUUCUAUACACUAGUUUACCCGCCCACUGGUUCUUUUGAGUUCAGUUGCGAUAAAGACCAUGGUGCUUUACAUCAACAUCUUGAUUCUGAAUCCUGAUGCGGCGCUCGAAAAGCAGGCGGGGCGGUUUUCCCUGUUCGCAAAGACGAUGGUAGACCACGAUACCCUUACCGCCACCAUCGCAGAGGUGAUAAGGCGAAAGGCGGAACAGGACAUGCGAGAACGAGGCUUCGACGUGGAGAUACGAGUACGGGAAUCACAUUCGUUGUACUGCGUGCUGGAAAUAAGCAUCAAAAAAGCGCCGGUCAGCGUCUUCAACAUCUUUAAUGCCUGCUGCGAAACCCAGUCCGCAGCUGUUAUCAUCGUCGAAAAAGGUACUUUCACUUUGAUCUGUUGCAGCUACUACAUACAGUGAGUUUCGGAGCAACGAGAAUUUGAAUUCUGCUCGAAUUCUAUAAUGCUCUAGACAUGUUGAUGUUCGUAAACUCACACAUCACCGAUUCUCUCCACAGCCAUGGCAGCAGCGUUUCCUUCGACACUAAAAAGCGAGUUGCGAAAAGAAGGGAUAGAAGCCGACGUUGUCGUGGUUCGAGAUACGGAGAAACAAGAGCAGUACGAGGGCAAGGUGCUGGACCUGUUGUAUCCACCCGCGCCCGACGCUACCGUCCUCGCAACACAAGUUUGAAUGAACAUGGCAGAAAUGCUUCACGACCUCGCAGUUUCAUCCUUUUACAACCGAAUGCACACAAAAACCACGGGACUACACGUGUCACGUGGUUCCCUGUUUCACACAAAUACUCAUCGCACCGAUUCGGUGCUGCACAUCAUGACACAGUUCAGUUGUCGGCGCCACGCACGGUUUUCGGGAUAGUGGAGAUGCGGGAUCUGUUCGAUGCGAC
Amoebophrya sp. A120 is the source of this 1165-nucleotide messenger RNA. The record is from the annotation of a GenBank genome assembly. Lineage: Eukaryota; Dinophyceae; Syndiniales; Amoebophryaceae.